Messenger RNA from Seriola dumerili (greater amberjack), 369 nucleotides. RefSeq names its product somatostatin-1 (gene sst1.1). The transcript is spliced from 2 exons. The record is from RefSeq and is a predicted model, not a curated record. Gene Ontology annotation, biological process: regulation of cell migration. Gene Ontology annotation, molecular function: hormone activity. Gene Ontology annotation, cellular component: extracellular region. NCBI's taxonomy places the organism in Eukaryota, Metazoa, Chordata, Actinopteri, Carangiformes, Carangidae. Bases 1 to 369 code for a protein of 122 amino acids.
AUGAAGAUGGUCUCCUCCUCGCGCCUCCGCUGCCUUCUCCUGCUCCUCCUCUCCCUCACUGCCUCCAUCAGCUGCUCCUCCGCCGUCCAGAGAGACUCAAAACUCCGCCUGCUGCUGCACCGGACCCCGCUGCUGGGCUCCAAACAGGACCUGUCCCGCUCCUCCCUGGCGGAGCUGCUCCUGUCGGACCUCCUGCAGGUGGAGAACGAGGCUCUGGAGGAGGAGAACUUCCCUCUGGCUGAAGGAGAACCUGAAGACAUUCAUGUUGAUCUUGAACGAGCCGCCGUCGGCACUGGGCCGCUGCUGGCUCCCCGAGAGAGGAAAGCUGGCUGCAAGAACUUCUUCUGGAAGACCUUCACCUCCUGCUGA